UUUUCAAUUGAGUUCAAGCAAGAAAUUCAAUUCCCGAUCAAGCUAAGCUCGAGCGAAGUUUCAACCGGUCAAACAUGUGAGUCGAUGCGCGUGGACUGAGAGACACCAGCCGAGCAGGUUAUCACGUGGGCCGGUGGCACCUUUUGUCUUCGAGUCCUUGGCCGAUUCUUCAUCGUUCCAGAUUCGUUGGUCGAUUGCCACGUGUUCUGGUGGAUCCGACGCUUCAGAAUCUUCGGUUCUUUCUGCUUCCUUGGCUCUCUCUUUCCCCACUUUCUUCUUUCUCCUCCUUCAUACUUCUUCAAAACAAGAGUCAACUCAGAGCCGCCUGGCAGCCACAAUCCAAGAUCUCUCUUCUCGCCCUCGACACCGUCAGGGCCGUUCGAUCCAUUGUCGUUACGGGUCAGCUUCAUUUACUUUUGCACAUCUAUGGUUUUCCGCCGAUCCCGACGCGGAUCUCGCCCUCCACACCCUCGCCGCCGCGCGUUCCUUCCUCGUCCAGCAGCAUAUUUAUCUGAAAUCGAAAGCUGAAAACGUUUUCACCAACCAAAUGGCCCUGAGAGCGCUUGUUUCUUGGAAGCGAGCGAGAGCGAGAGCCAGGGCAUAGGGAAGAGAUCGUCGACUUCACUGCCGAUCGGGGAAGGGCAACCCCGGGUCAGAGGCCGCCGAGCAUCUCCGAGAGCAAAGCCCACUCUGCUUCUGCUUUAAGCCCUUGAUUUUCUUAGCAAGACUCUCUCUCUCUCUCUCUCUCUCUCUCUCUCUCUCUGUUCCGAAGCUUGGCAUUCUAGAGAAGCACAUGUACCAUCAGCUCUUCUAAUGGCUGCUUCUUCGAAUAUGAAAAGGAAUUAUUACCAUGUGUUCCUCAGUUUCAGAGGAACAGAUGUCCGCCAUGGCUUCCUCAGUCAUCUUUAUGCCGCUCUGGACCAGAGAGGAAUACACACUUUUGUGGAUUGCGAGGAGCUCAGGAAAGGAGAGGAAAUAUCACCGACGCUCAUGAGGGCGAUCGAGCAAUCACGCGUUGCGAUCAUCAUUUUCUCUGAGGACUACGCCUCCUCACCAUGGUGUUUGGAAGAGCUCUUGAAAAUCAUGGAGUGCAAGGAGCAAAACGACCUGAUGACUUGAUGGUGUUCCCAGUGUUUUACAAAGUGGAACCAAGAGAAGUGAGAUGGGGGAGAGAGAGUUAUGGGAGAGCUAUGGCUAAGCAUGAGUCCAAGUUCGGGAAGGAUUCAGAGAAAGUGAAGAGAUGGAAGAGGGCUCUCCUUGAUGCUGGUAACUUGUCUGGGUGGGACUUCAAUGACAGAGAUGAAAGAGAUGAAGCGGAGCUCAUACAAUCCAUCGUCAAGGAAUUAUCAAUUUGUCUCAGACCAAGAUCCUUAGAUGUCGCUAAGUAUUGGGUCGGUAUAGAAUCCCAAGUUCAAAAACUGAUAAGUUUGUCAGAGUCAGCUGGUAGUGAUGUUUUGAUAAUAGGUAUAUGGGGACCUGGUGGCAUAGGGAAGACAACGAUUGCUAAGGCCCUAUAUAAUGCUAUUCAGACGCAAUUUUGGGGUUCUAGUUUUUUGGCGCAAGUUAGAGAAAAAUCGAACCAAAGCAGUGGUCUUGUUUGUUUUCAAGACCAACUUCUAUUUGAGAUCUUACGUCAUAAAGAAUUAAUCUAUGAUGUCGAUGGAGGAAUUAGUUUGAUACAGGAAAGACUAUGUUGCAAGAAGGUUCUCCUAGUUCUCGAUGAUGUUGAUGAUAUGGAUCAACUGAAUGCCUUAGCUGGAAAAGGUGAUUGGUUUGGCGAAGGGAGUAGAAUCAUUGUUACAUCAAGAGAUAGACAUUUAUUAACUUCUCAUGACAAAAAUUAUGUGUAUGAAGUUAAAACUUUGGAAGACAAUGAAGGACGAGACCUUUUUGGUCAGCAUGCCUUUACAAACAGCAAUAAAGUAGAAAUAAGAAGGGAUCUCAUUGAUGGAGCACUGCAUUAUGCCGGUGGCCUUCCAUUAGCCCUGGAAGUGUCGGGCUCAUUCCUACGUGGAAGAAAGGAACCCGAAUGGGAAAGUACGUUGCAUAAACUCUCUAAAAUUCCUGAAUCAAAAAUCAAUCGAGUUCUCAAGAUAAGCUUCGAUGGAUUGGACGAGAAUGAGAGGGAGAUUUUCCUUGAUAUUGCUUGUUUCUUUAAGGGGAAAAGUAUAAAGGACAUCCAGGAAGUUCUUAACAACUGUGAUUUCGACACAACCAUAGGAGUAGAAAUUCUCAUCGAGAGAUCCUUGAUAAAAAAUGAGAAUGGUUCCUUGCAAAUGCAUGAUUUGGUUCAGUUGAUGGGUAUGCAUAUUGUUAAACAAGAAUGUCGCGAUGAUCCUGGGAAACGCAGCAGAUUAUGGCUUUUGGAAGAUGUUGAUGACGUUUUUUGUUAUAAUACGGGAACGGAUGCAGUAAAGGCCAUAGUAUUGGAUUUGCCCCUACCAGAAGCGAUAAUCAUCAGUCCUGAUGCUUUCACAAAUAUGAAAAAGUUGAGAAUACUCAUUUUGGUUGGAGUGCAUAUCUCUUCACAAGCUCAAAUACGUCUCCCUAAUGAGCUAAGAUGGCUUGAAUGGCCCAAUGCCCCGAAUCUAGAAUUUGUCUCUAGUCCAAAUAAACUCGUGACACUCAAUGUCCCGUUAAGUCAUAUCAGACAAUUAGGGGGCAACUCUCAGAAUCUUAGAAAGCUGAAGUCCAUCAAUUUUAGUGGAUGCAAGUCCCUGGUUAGUAUUCCCGGUCUGUCAUCGGCUCCAAAUAUGGAGGAAUUGACUCUUUGUGGGUGUGAGAGCUUGGUGGAGGUUCACCCAUCCGUCGGAGAUCUUGUCAAGCUGAAAGUUUUGUCGCUACCAUGGUGCUCUAAUCUUAGAAAUUUUCCUAACAUGCUGAAGACUAAGUCUCUUCAAACCCUUAAGCUCUAUGGUUGCUCUAAACUUGAGAAGUUCCCAGAUAUAGAUGGAAAGAUGGAACAUCUGAGAGAACUUAAUCUACGUGGGACAGCUAUUAAAGAACUCCCUGCAUCAAUUGAAAAUCUUGUCUCUGUGCAGUCGAUGACUUUAGCAUUUUGCAAAAACCUCAUGAGGCUUCCGUCACACAUUUAUAAGUUGAAAAAUCUCAAGACCUUUGAUCUUGGGGGCUGCUCAAAUUUAAUUACGUUUCCAAAAAACAUGGAGGAUUCAACUGAUCAUGAUGGCUAUCUGGGAUUCCAAAGACUACGCUACCUAUACCUUAAUGGCUGCAAUCUAUCAGAAGUAGAGUUCCUUGAGAAUUUUUCCAGUUUUCCCGCAUUUGAGAUUCUACGCCUUCAAUAUAACAAGUUUGCUCAUAUGCCGACAUGCAUCAACAGGUACUAUCAUUUGUGCUCAUUGAAUGUUAGGGGAUGCGAGGAACUACAAGAGAUUCCUCAGCUUCCACCAAAUAUAGAUUAUCUAUUUGCAGAUUGUUGCAAAUCUCUGCAAAAACUCCCAGAUUUGUGGGGUCAGCCCUCCCACACCUCGUUUGUUGGCUUGGCUUCAUGUGGUGAAUUAUUCCGCAAAGGGGUCAAUAUGGAUGAUGUGGCUAAUGUGUCAUUACUCAAGAAUCUGCCAAAAAUAAGCUGGGUCGACAUUAUCCUAAUUGGAAGAGAGAUGCCUAAAUGGAUUCUCCCUUGUGAAGAGCAUUCCAUAUUUUUCAUGGUUCCACGGGACUUGUAUGACAAGCUCAAAGGACUAGCACUCUGUAUAGUUCUUAGCCUGGAGGAAGGAAAAGUGGUCGAUGUUUUAUGUGAUUUCACAGUACUUGUUAAUGGCAAAAGCGUGAAGGUCCGCAGGAAAUAUUUUUCUUCAAUGGAAUCUGACCAUGUGUGGCUUUAUUAUUGUUCACGCGAUGGUCUGCUUGGAGUGGAGAAGCUUCUGCGAAAUGAUUGGAGCCAUUUCCAAGUUUGCGUCAGAGUAAAAAAGGGAAGCAUAAAGAAGUGUGGAUUUCGUCUAAUAUGUGAGCAAAAGGAGGAUGAUCUAAGGGUGGUGUUCCCAGCACCAUCAGCUGAUAGAAACAAAGUGAAGUUUUUUGGGGAAGACUCAUAAGAAGAUAAUUCAAUAGACACCAAGGAAGGAGAUACUCCUAUUGAAAUAGAUGUGGAGGAAAGCUCAUUACCUUUAACAAAGAAGAUGAGGCGAUCUUAACUACGGUGAGACAAUGGGUUCCAAUAUCUUUGCUUUUCCCUUUUCUGGACCUCCACUAGAGAUUUACAAGUGCUGCUCCUUCAAAUA
Messenger RNA from Eucalyptus grandis, 4241 nucleotides. RefSeq names its product TMV resistance protein N. The record is from RefSeq and is a predicted model, not a curated record. Bases 1056 to 4055 code for a protein of 999 amino acids. Gene Ontology annotation, biological process: defense response; signal transduction. The transcript has 5 exons. Gene Ontology annotation, molecular function: protein binding; ADP binding. Lineage: Eukaryota; Viridiplantae; Streptophyta; Magnoliopsida; Myrtales; Myrtaceae.